CCCUCCUGAACGUAAUAUUGACGCGUUAGAGAGAGGGAGCUUAGUACCACACACGCCAUCAUCCACCACGCGUUGUACACGGGGCUAGGCAGAGUCCGUUGGUGGCUGGUAACCUCUGCAGAAUUAGGCCGACGGGCGACGACCGGACGCGUGUGAGGGUGCGCCGGCACAAAGUGCGGCAAGUCAACCAGUUCGUGGACGUCAACCGCGUGUACACAGCCCUCAUUCGCAAGCCCGCAUGGAGGACGGGAGCGGGGUGGCGCUUUUUGUGGUGAUGUUUCUCCUCGGUGGUUGCGAUUUCUUGCCGGGGUUCUACUUCUUGAAGAUGCCGAAGAUGUUCCAGUUUGUGCUGGACACAAUCUCCCAGCCGGGUCUUUUCAGCAGACCCAUCGUGAAGAAGGUAAACGGAAAAUGGACUCUCGACAUCGACCAGUGCGUCAAGAUGCUUGGUAUGUGCUACUUCCAGAUGCACUGGAACAUCUUGCAGGUCGCGUACGGCCGCGGAGCGGUGGAGCUGUUUCAGGCUGUGGAUUGGGACAGCAGAACAUUCAUCGACCGAGUGAGACUGAUUAUUUUCAAGGCCAAUGGGCCCAAUGCUAAGAAGAAGCGCCCUGACUGGACCGCGUUGAGGUUACAAGCCAUGAGGGCGGAGCGAGUGCUGCGCUACUGGGGGUCCGCCUUGGAUUCGAAGACCGAAGAAAUAGAGUACCAAGGGCAUGGUUGGGCAGCGGGGGCGAACAAGCCGGAGGCGAAGCUCACCUUCGGCAACUGCUGCGUCCAGCUAUCGCCAUAUGCUUUGCUUAACCAGGAAGGGAAAGUAAAGAUGUUAACAUGCGGCUGCACCGGGAGAGUGAGCAAGACACCCUUGUGCAACAACAACUCAUGCGGUUGUCAUAAGAGGGGUUCCAAGUGCGUCCCCAUGCACUGCGGAUGCAACGGAAAAUGCUACAAGAACCGGGCCGAUCUCAAGGAGAAGCUAGAAAAACAGAAGGCGGAGGCAGAAGCUGCCAGGGCGAAGGCGGAUGCUGAGAAGGCUAGGGCGAAUGCUGAGAGGGUCGCGUCGGUGACUGCGGCUGCGGCCGCGGCGGGUUCCACGCGUAGGCUGACCAUCUCUACGUUGACUUGGACNCCGAGGCGAAGCUCACCACCGGCAUGCUACAAGAACCGAGCCGUUCUCAAGGAGGAGCCAGAAAAACAGAAGGCGGAGGCAGAAGCUGCCAGGGCGAAGGCGGAUGCUGAGAAGGCUAGGGCGAAUGCUGAGAGGGUCGCGUCGGUGACUGCGGCUGCGGCCGCGGCGGGGGUGGGGGCGCCUGCGGGGGCGGGGGGGGGAGACGAGGAGGAAACACCGGGUGGCCAUCCGGGCGUUUGCACAGGAGAGGGGGGCGAGGGUCAAACAUCCGAGGGAGGGCUGUAUCCUUUGGAGGAAGGUGGCACAGAGAUGGGGGCGCCUGCCGAGGGGGGGGGGUGGAGGCGAGGAGGAAACACCCGAAGAAGCGGGCCGACCACUGCCCGACGAGGAGGAUCGGCGGGUGCCUGGGUCAGAAAACGGUGAGGGGAAGGCACAUGGGCUCGGUGUCGUUUCGCCGGAACAGUUGCUUACCCACGACCCACACAAGAAAUGAUAGCUAGAAACAACGUGGUGCCAAGACAAAAACCGUCUGUCUGUGCAUUGGACACCCCAGCUGUUGAAGGUUGUCGUUCAUCCACGCCAUAACUGAAAAUAUGGGUGCAGAAUGAAGGUACUGAAGCGAAUUGUGUUGCUAUCCAAAGCUACUGGCGCCGCGCAACCAGCACAAAAAUGUGUUUUCAUCCAGCAGUACGCCAGACCAUCGAGUUGUCGCCGCGGAGGCGCCCACGGCGAACAGAGAGACCCCCCCCGAGUUGAUAUGGCGCGGUCUUGUUGUAGCGCGUGAGGAACCCUCUCUGGCGUCCAUCAUGUUGCGUAUCCUCUCAAACUCGAUAAUUUUGUGUCGUCGCCUGGACCUAUUUCGUAGACAAUUUCACGACGUUUGGGAGGAAGGUUCAGCAGGCAGCGACGAAGACGACGCGUCGAUAGACAGUAUGGACGACGGCGGGUUCGAGCUGGAAGGAGAAAAGGACGUCUUGGAUUGCGACGAGUCAUAGCUCAUCAUACCGAUGGUCCUCAGCUGUCCAUACGAGUCUGUUGCUACAAGUAUCACAAGAGGGUGCAGCAAAGUGCGAUUUUCUGGCAGGAUUGUAGACCUGCUAAGUUCCUGUUGUUUAACCGUUCUCCCGUCGCACGAGAGGUGUCUUCUCGUGCUCCGUGACUGGUGUGUUAUAUGCAUGCAUGAGCUUCGUCUGGCGACCGAAGUUUUUCUCUUGUUGUGAUGCUGUAUUAUGGCGCUUGGAGAUUGUUUGUGUUGGGUCGGUUUUUAUUACCGUGCUUUCAUUUCUAUCAAAGGUGCACCCCUUCUUUGGGUACAAGUAGUUGGUUGGUGACAGCGGAGCCGGAACGGUAGUUCAAUGUAAAGACAACAACAACAACCUGUCGCCCACAUUUUGGGAAGACCCUCACGUGUGCGGGAUUACGGAUUGCAACAUGUGACCUGCGCCGUUACACACCAGCCCAAGACCAGCAGGACCAUCCAACUGCCGGUCGUCUGCUUCAUAAGAAAUCAUUGGGGUCCCAACAUUACGCCAAAGACGGUGGUUUGUCGAAAUCCUACACCAGCACGAAAACACACAGAAAAACAAAGGAAAACGGUGUAACCUCCAAUGCACGGGGUCCGCAUCUCACAACUCUCACAUGAGCGCAACAGACCUUAGCCAGGCAAGGAAAAGCAAAUUGCUGGUUUGGUGAUCUCUUUCUGCUCCUGUACUGCCUCCCACACAAACCACGCCUCCGUAGAGCUACAUUUCCUCCCGCGGUAGGUAGCGUGCGGGAGCAUCACAAUCCUGUCAGGACGGUUAUCCUUUCGCCAACGCCCUCUGCUUUUUACAGGUUCGAGACAAGUCAGUCUCAGCUUGAAUGCCACUCCCACGCGCCCGACCCGCAACGCCUGUUCCACAAUAUAAAACGCGUUUUUGUAAGGCGGGCUUGUCACCACCCAUUCCGGGCGGCGCGUGUCCUCUACGUACGCCUCGGCAAAAGCAUCCGUCGUGGCGUCCAGGUGGGUAUCGGCUACCCACCUGUGAGAGGGAGGCCAAACAUAUGGAGACAUAAUUCAUGUUUGACGCAAGUAUCUCAAGUUGUAUUGCCGCCGGGGGAGGGGGGGGGUAGUUUGUUCGAAGUUGUGUCCCAUUCGGGGGACGACCGGGGGUUGGGGCCCAUUCGGGGGAAGACCGGGGGUUGGGGUUGUGUUAGUUAUACAGUAUUGUUUGGGAUUUAUGAAAGCUUCAUCAGUUUCUGGGGAUUUUGCGUGCAGGUACUUGCCAGAAUCGCUGUGUUUUGGGACACAUCACUUCCCCGUAAAAAUACAAAAUGAAAAUCGUGAAACACAUCGUUCACCCUGCCAAGAAACAAAACGCUAUGAAACACCACACUCAUACACCGAUCGCCCCGGUGGUCUAGUGGGCAGCCUCGCAGCCUGCUAAGGGCCAGUGCAUGAGUUCGAGUCCCGGCAAAGAGAGUUUUUUUCUCACUAAAUAAAUCCUGGGCUAGGAUGAAAGCGACGCGCUGCAAAGCUCGUUUGAUAGUAAACCAUAAUAGGGAACGGAUUGCUGUACCCUUCUCGCGAUAAAAAUACCUCAGGCAUGAACCGCAGGAGGGGGUCCAACCCCCCCCCUCCUAUGUGAUCCCGGAUUGGUCGCCUAGCUAGAAGUGGAGGAUAGGGGCCAGAGGAGCAGACGACAGAGUCCAAUGAUGGGAGAAAAACAAAAAACAACAAAGAACAAACAACUUCGUUCAUGCAAACAAUAAAUCAACCGUGGUGUGAUUUUUUAGACAACGGUAACCUGCCAGCAGGGUGGGGGGCUCGGAGUCUAGGAAGCCAGCAUGUACACCCGCGCGUGGUGGCUUCGAAAGAGGCCGCAAGACACACAUAUGCUUAUGUGGGGCUUAAGUCGUUCGUAGCAACACGAAGACCGCGCACUGUCAGCACCGUGCUGACUGCGUCCUGUCCGGCGCCACAGCAAUCGAGCACGCCGCCUUCUACAUCCACGUGUUCCAGAAGAGCUCGAACCUGAAAUUGCAUGACAUGGACGCAAGGGCGCAUUAUAACAUCGGCCAAAUAAAGCAAAAACAGAGAGAUGAGCACACCGACUACGAGCCACUUUGCGGGCAGGCAGCAAAGCACAAUUGUUCAUUAGACGGACCACAUACUACCUGAAGAGAGGCGGGAUGUGUAGCGGACGAAAGCAAAGGAAACCUUUCGUUGGAGCGCCUCGGUUGUUACAAGUAAACAGGUCGUAUAAACAGGUCGUAAUUUUGUGUAUGUCUUGCCCUACCCCAACGACAAAAUAUGCCAAAAAGCGUGUACUCACACGAUGGUUUGCCCUUUUGAAUGCGAUUCAAGUUCCGUACCCGACACCGCACUCUUAAGGAAAGCUCGAAGUGCAUAUUGCAGAGAACCCUUCCGUC
Messenger RNA from Ectocarpus sp. CCAP 1310/34, 4540 nucleotides. The record is from the annotation of a GenBank genome assembly. Lineage: Eukaryota; Phaeophyceae; Ectocarpales; Ectocarpaceae.